Messenger RNA from Poecile atricapillus (Black-capped chickadee), 1618 nucleotides. It is a transcript of the gene ABHD10, whose product is annotated as abhydrolase domain containing 10, depalmitoylase. Gene Ontology annotation, cellular component: mitochondrion. The transcript is spliced from 5 exons. Lineage: Eukaryota; Metazoa; Chordata; Aves; Passeriformes; Paridae. Gene Ontology annotation, biological process: protein depalmitoylation. The record is from RefSeq and is a predicted model, not a curated record. The coding region runs from base 32 to 901 and encodes 289 amino acids. Gene Ontology annotation, molecular function: palmitoyl-(protein) hydrolase activity; hydrolase activity, hydrolyzing O-glycosyl compounds.
GAGGCGGGCGGCGCGUGCGCGGGCGGCGGCCAUGGCGGCCAUGGCGGGAGCGCUGGUGCGGGCCGGCCGCGCCGCGGCCCUGCGGGGAUCGCUGUCACCGCUGAGGGCGGCCCGGGCGCUCCUGGUUUGCAGGCUGAAGUCAUCAGUCAGCUUUCUUACUCGACCAGAUCGACCAAAUAUUGCUUAUCAGAAACUAAAAGGGAGGAAUCCAGGGGUUAUUUUCCUACCAGGCUUCAAUUCAAAUAUGAAUGGUCAGAAAGCAACUGCCCUUGAAGAUUUCUGCAAAUCAUUAGGUCAUGCCUUCAUCAGAUUUGACUAUACAGGAUGUGGAAGUUCAGAUGGUAAAUUUGAAGAGUGUACAGUUGGGAAGUGGAGGAAAGAUGUUCUGUCUAUACUGGAUGAACUUACAGAUGGACCACAGAUUCUGGUGGGCUCCAGCAUGGGUGGAUGGCUGAUGCUUCAUGCUGCAAUAGCACGCCCAGAUAAAGUAGCUGCUCUGGUUGGAGUAGCUGUAGCAGCAGAUCACGUUGUAACAAGUUUUAAGAGGCUUCCCAUUGAGGCACAAAAAGAAAUAGAAGAAAAGGGUGAAUGGAAGUAUCGAACAAAGCAUAAUGAGGAAGGAUAUUACUCCUUGACCUAUGACUUUAUCAGAGAAGCAGAAAAUCACUGCGUGCUGAAUAGUCCUAUUCCUGUGACAUGUCCCAUACGCCUUAUCCACGGCAUGAGGGAUGGUGAUGUCCCUUGGGAGAUCUCUAUGCAAGUUGCUGACCGUGUUUUGAGCAAGGACGUGGAUGUUAUCCUCCGCAAAAUCGGCCAGCAUCGGAUGAGUGACAAGGAGGAUACAAAGCUCCUUGUGAAUACUGUUGAUGAUCUAAUUGACAAGCUGUCAACGGUAGCAUAAGCUGAAGAGUAGCAUUAGUGCAUGAGCUCUACACCUGACUCUUUUCCUUGAGUUACAGAAGCCCUGUUCUUACCCAGAUGGUGGCAGGCCUGUGACUGUCACAGUAGGAACUAAGCUUUAUCUGCUGUUUCCUUACCUCUGUUUCGUAAAUACAGGUAUUGUAUUAUUGCUGCAUUUGCACACAGUCCAAAGUGUGAAGGAGUGCUGCUAUUGUGUUCAGAACCUCUCCUUCACCACUUUAACCGUUUUUUUCACAAAUUUCCUACAAUUUUGUACUGACAUGUUGAUUACUUUUUGUUACUAUUGGCCUGUACAGUAAAACUUUAUUUUUACAUCUUUGACACGUAUUGUCCCUCCUCUGUACCAUCAUUCUAUCUUGUGUCUGAAACCAUCUGUGCAAGGCAAAAUACAGCUUGAGUGUUUACUGAAGUUAGUUAUUAGUAUAGUGAGUACCGUGAAACACAAUAAACAGAUUUCAGAUAAAUGGUUAUUUUGUUCUCAAAUGCAGUUAAAAAGUGGAAGGCACACCCUGAUGGUGUGCUUGGGGUACUGCAUAGGGAAGAAUUUGACUUCUGAGAAUGCAGGGCCUCAAAGCCUUAAGAGCUCUUUAUCUGUGUUUAUCAGGAGGGUGUGUGUCAUCUUCUCCAGGCUGCCUGUCUGUCGUUGUUCAUUUGUGGGCCUACUGUUAAGGGAACAAUAAAUAAUCUUGGUGUAAAC